Messenger RNA from Aspergillus campestris IBT 28561, 1555 nucleotides. RefSeq names its product alpha/beta hydrolase fold protein. Gene Ontology annotation, molecular function: hydrolase activity. Bases 276 to 1313 code for a protein of 345 amino acids. The transcript has a single exon. The record is from RefSeq and is a predicted model, not a curated record. NCBI's taxonomy places the organism in Eukaryota, Fungi, Ascomycota, Eurotiomycetes, Eurotiales, Aspergillaceae.
CGAUGUGGUGCGGUUAUAUGCGAUCAGGGGAAGGGGGAACUCCAUCACGACGAUGUUGCUUUUAGCCCAUUUUGCGGGGAGGAGUUCAUGAAACAAAGAAGUUGGCCAGCCCAACAGAAUGAUGCUUACUCUGACUAUCCCAACAGAUUCAUCCAACAUGACAGACUAGCCUGACUGAGCCUCGCCAACAUGGAGCUUUGUUCUUCUCACCACACCUCUUCCUUAUUUUUCUUCUUCUCCUCAGCACAAUUGUCAAGAAUCUAUACAAAGACGAAAUGUCGAAAGAAACAACCAUCCCUCCUCUCCCAAAAAAGCGACUAUCCCUCCUCCACCGUCUAAACUGCUUCUUCCAACUCUGGCUUCUCAAAUCCCUCGCCAAGCUAUACUUCUUCUUCCUCCGCCUCAUCCACCCCUCUCCACCAAGCACCCAACCAACCCUCACCAAGCGCUACACCUGCCGCCCAGCCCUCGAAACCCGCAUCUUCUACCCACGCACCUACGACCCCUCCCAGCGCCAACGCCUCCCCCUCUACCUAAACAUCCACGGCGGUGGCUUCGCACUAUGCAACGCCACAAUCGACGACCCCUUCUGCAGCGCCUGGGCCAACCGCACCGGCAUGCUCGUCAUCAGCCUCAACUACCGCAAAGCGCCCCUCCACCCCUUCCCAACCGCCACAUAUGACAUCGCCGAAGUCGCCAAGAGCGUCCUCUCAGACGAAAACCUCCCAAUCGACCCCGCGCGCAUCGCAAUCGGCGGCUUCAGCGCAGGCGGCAACCUCGCGCUAUCCGCCUCGCAACUUCCGGGCCUGAAAGGCCGGAUAAAAGCAGCUGUGAUCUACUACCCCAUCGUAGACUUCGGACACCCGCCCAAUGAAAAGCUCGAAUCAAGACCGUACACGGGCGAUCCGCCAGAUCGACUAGAGAAGACCUCCUGGUGGCUAGAUUGGGGGUAUGUGUCCGUGGGGCAGAACAGGCGCGACCCCCUGCUUAGUCCGACAUAUGCGGCGCGAGACGACCUGCCGCCAUGGGUUUAUAUGAUCGGCGCGCAGUGGGAUAUGCUCCGGUUGGAGGCGCAGCAGAUGAUUCAUCGGUUGGCGGGGCUGGAGGGGAGGGUUGGGGCGCAGCAGGAAGAGGACUUUGAGACGGGGAGGUAUAAGUGGACGUUGGCGAGGGGGUGUUCGCAUGGGUUUACCCAUGCGUCGCCGGGUCGGAAGAAGGGGGGCGCGAGUGCGCGCAAGAGGGAGGAGAUUGCGAGGGGGAUCUAUGAGGAGGCGUAUGAGUGGUUGGGAAAGGCUGGGGUUCUUGCUAAGUAACGUUGCGUGAGUGAACUGCAAGCAGAUCAGCCUCACUUGACGGUACAAUCAUCUUGACAUGACGAAACUGAUGCAGACACACAAAGCCUUCCUCCUUAUGAGCUUUGGUGAGCACACUAUCUCUAUUAGGGGCUGACACGCUAGGGGCGCGAAUGGAAAAGGUGCUGAACGACCUGUGUAUACAAAAGCUGAGAGAUCUGCUAUGUAUAUGUUGAUAAGAUUCAUACAGCGAUAGACUUACU